GAACUACAUUAUCCGCCAACAAGAGAGUUUCCUCCUACAUGAUCUGGACAAUUUAUGGGCUUGUGAUUAAGACUACGGGUGCUGUUUCUGGGUUUCUCCCCAGCGACCGCCAUGGAUGAGGCUUUCUAUGCUGGCAAGCGGCUUUCCUUCGACGGGCAGCUCUGCACAGUGAGAUAUUAUGGGGAAGUAAAGGGGACAACCGGGAAAUGGCUCGGUGUUGAAUGGGAUGAGCCAAGCCGCGGAAAACACUCCGGGGAGCAUGGAGGAUUGAAAUACUUCGAAUGUAUCAGCAAUAACCCAACGGCUGGUUCAUUUGUACGGCCAACACGCAAAUUCGAUACACCGCGUUCUUUCGUGGAAGCAUUGAAGGCAAAGUAUGCCUCCGAGUACUCGGAAGAUCCCGAUGUGCAGAUCGUCUUCGUUCAAGCAGAUCCGAAUAAAGACACCCUCAGUCAACAGAAUCGACCCAUCCGUAUUAGCGGGAAAGAGGUGGAAGAAGUUGGUUUCGACAAAAUCAGAAAACAGCUUGCCGACCUCCACGAACUGCGUAUCGUUAUCCUAGACGGCUUAUGCAUGUGGCGGCCCAUUGCCCGGCUGAGUGCAAGGAAUAAAAGCACCGAUGCUGAUGCAUGGCCCUCCAAUCUCACUGACAUAUCGGACACUUGUCCUAAAGUUACCGAACUCGACCUGAGUCGGAAUCUGUUCGAGGAAUGGAGAGAAAUAGCUUCUAUCUGUGAGCAGUUAGGGAAACUGAGAAGCUUACGAGUCGAUAGCAACCGCUUUCGUGACAUGAGCUUGACGCCAACCGAACGCCAACUAUGUAUGAAGGCAUUCGAGAACGUUAGCUCGCUACGUUUAGCAAACACUCUACUUCAGUGGGAACAGAUUACGGAUAUCACGACUCUUUUUCCCCGCCUUACAACAUUUGUCGCAUCAAGUAACGCCUACUCCACGCUUAGCAAUCACGUCUUGACAACGACCAUAACCGAUCUCAGUUUGGAUGAGAAUGAGUUUACUUCACUGUCUGACCUGCACCCUCUGACGAAAUUACCGAAACUGCAAAGGCUGGUGCUCAAAUCGAACAAAAUCACUGAGGUGGCUUGCGCGGGAGCCAGUCUCCCAAUCUUUUCCUCAACAGUAACAGAAGUCGAUCUCUCCUACAACGAGAUUUCAACCUGGUCUUUUAUAGAUAAGCUCGAAGCCGUCUUCCCCGGCCUGACUUCUCUUCGCGUCUCCCACAACCCUCUGUAUCAAUCUUUACAGGCCCCAGAUGGAAGAGCCCUUAGCGCAGAAGAUGGCUAUAUGCUGACGUUGGCGAGGUUGGGAAACCUCAAGGUGCUCAAUUACAGCCCUAUAUCUCCAAAGGAGCGCCUCAAUGCGGAAUCAUAUUAUCUCUCUCUGAUCGGCCGCGAGCUCAACUACUCGCCUCCCCAUCUCGAAUCUCAUAUCCUGGCCUCUCAUCCCCGCUACGCCUACCUAAGUUCCGAGUAUGGUGUGCCAGUCAUCAAUCGGACUACCACUGCCGUCAAUCCCAAUUCCCUUGCUGCUCGGCUUAUACGGUUUACUUUCUAUCUGGGCGAAAGUGCAAAACACGCUCUCGAGGAACGGUGCUUGAAACACGACGAGAGGAGAUUUGAAAUGGAAAUACCGAAAUCAUGCACAGCAUACACAGUUCUGGGAAUAGUGGGCAUGUACUUUGGCCUGCCUCCCAUCAAGUGCAAACUGAUAUGGGAGACGGGGGAUUGGAUGCAUGCGCCUCACGCAGCUGAAACCGGUGAUGAUUCCGAUUCCGAGAGCACUGACGAAGACUCCGAGGGUGAAGAAAAAGGUGGAAAGCAGCAGGUCAUGCGGGAAGUAGAGAUAGUCCCAGGGACGAGAUUAGUUGGGAACUGGGUCGAAGGCACGGAGGCGGUUGUUAGGGUUGAAGUACGUUGAAGGCGGUGUACUUACAAAGUCAUGGAUGGAUACCUUCAGCAAUGCGAAUAAGCAACCUCGUCACUAAUGCACUGUAGUUUCCCCAGGUCCCUGAAACUUGGUGCAACCAGAGCCAGACAAAUCCAUAUGCAUGAUGAGUUGCAGCGCAGUUAUGUUCUCGCUACGGGCAACACCGUCAAGUGCCGGUUGAUCUUAUUGACUUUCGAAUUUGAAGGGCUUGAAAGUCUGUACGGAAUGAGGAAUGAAGGCUGAAAAAGGAUGCACGCAAUUUUUUAAGUGCAAAACUCCCGACAUUGUUGAGAUUCAAUGAGGUUGUCUGGUAUCAGACCACUGAGCUUCACGCUCCUCAACUCUCGGCCGAUCCCAAUAGGAUAGAUCAGGCGAGUCAGCUUCAAUAACUAUAUCUUGGCUCUAUCGUUGUUGUAGCCACUUUGAGAUGCGCCUUC
Messenger RNA from Westerdykella ornata, 2381 nucleotides. Its product is annotated as RNI-like protein. NCBI's taxonomy places the organism in Eukaryota, Fungi, Ascomycota, Dothideomycetes, Pleosporales, Sporormiaceae. The transcript has 4 exons. The record is from RefSeq and is a predicted model, not a curated record. The coding region runs from base 112 to 1935 and encodes 607 amino acids.